AAUCGGUAUUCCGGAUCACCCAUAUCAAGGCCGCGGAUCAGCUGUCAGCUCCACGACAACAUCUCAUUCCGGGAGAGCUUGUUCGAAAAGUCUUCGAAGCGCUUGAGACGAUCACGAGAGUAGUCAGCCUGUGUACGUGACUUCAUCUCAUUUCUCUUUUCGUGGAAAACUCAGGUUGACGUCUCGCUGCCGACCCUCUCAUGUAAGUUUAGUCACUCAUCGUCAUGUCUGGCUUUACUUGGCCCUGGGAAUAUUCCUUCCCGCCGUUCUUCACUGUGCAACCAAAUUCUACGACGCGGGCAAAACAAAUGGACUCGUGGACAUCUCUGAUCUGCGCCUACUGUCAGUUCCACAAAAUUACAAUCCUGAACCUUGGGGACGCUGAGGCCUCUGACCUAUUCAAUAACAAAACCCUCAAGCGUAAACUCAGUUCCGACGCUGUACUCGAAGUUGCGCAAUACAUGACGGAUAACGGUAAAGCACAAUGGUUAGACGGGCAGAACAGCAUUCUAGUGCUUUGGCGUAGCCUCGAAGAAUGGGCAAAGCUCUUACAUGAUUUCGCCAUCGAGGCUGGUCUAACGAACAGUGUGUGCACUCUGUUCGAGCUCGUUCAGGGCGACGAUACCACGAAAGAGGAAUUCUAUGGGUUAGACAUCAGAGUUUUGAAAGUUUUCCUCAAAUGUUUGGAGGAACAGGGCCGAGCCGAACUGAUCGGCGACGAUGAAGGCGUCAAGUUCUUUGUUUGAAUCAAUAAAUGU
Messenger RNA from Galendromus occidentalis (western predatory mite), 758 nucleotides. RefSeq names its product vacuolar protein sorting 25 (gene Vps25). Gene Ontology annotation, biological process: protein transport to vacuole involved in ubiquitin-dependent protein catabolic process via the multivesicular body sorting pathway. Lineage: Eukaryota; Metazoa; Arthropoda; Arachnida; Mesostigmata; Phytoseiidae. The coding region runs from base 225 to 746 and encodes 173 amino acids. The transcript has 2 exons. The record is from RefSeq and is a predicted model, not a curated record. Gene Ontology annotation, molecular function: structural molecule activity; protein homodimerization activity. Gene Ontology annotation, cellular component: ESCRT II complex.